AGCUUUAUCGCUCCGCUAUGCAGUAGGUAUUAAGAGUUUCAAGACUGACAACCAUGACUCUCCUAACCGAGGACCAGCCUUGCAGGUUUUCCGCACCGGACAGCCCGCUCGCAUCCAUGGAGCACUACCCGGUGGACUCGGGACCAAAAGAGGACUAUUUGGAUUGCAUGGAACCAGCUGUGUUUGGAGCGGUGGAGCCUCCGAAGCGCACCAGAGGAAGGCUUAUCAUGCAUGGCAUGGUCAUGUUUGGAAGGGAAUUCUGCUAUGCCGUCGAGGCAGCAUUUGUCACGCCAGUGUUGCUGAGCGUUGGACUCCCCAGGCGCCUGUACAGCCUGGUGUGGCUUAUCAGCCCUGUUUUGGGUUUUAUCCUACAGCCUGUCAUCGGCUCGUCAAGCGACUACUGUAGGUCCCCAUGGGGCCGAAGGCGACCGUACAUACUCUUGCUCGGGAUUAUGAUGUUAGUUGGCCUGACUUUAUUUUUAAAUGGAGAUGCGGUCACAUCAGCUAUACUAGAGGACAGAAAUGUUAAAAGGACAUGGGCGAUCGUAGUGGUCAUGUUUGGAGUGGUGUUGUUUGACUUUGCGGCGGACUUCAUUGAUGGGCCCAUUAAAGCCUAUUUGUUUGAUGUGUGUUCUCAUCGGGAUAAGGAGAGAGGGCUUCAUUAUCAUGCCUUACUCACAGGUCUAGGUGGAGCCUGUGGAUACUUGAUUGGAGCCAUGGACUGGGGUCACUCUGCGCUUGGUGUCGUACUGGGUUCAGAAUACCAAGUUAUCUAUUUUUUCUCAUCAUUGACCUGGGGCAUUUUUCUCACCACGCACCUUUUCAGCAUCCCGGAGAAAUCACUGAUGAAAGAUCACAGUUCAGACUCUUGUCCAUCUACCUCGCUGCUCCUGGAAGAGCCGCAUCAUAACCUCUAUGGAGCAGUACACAAAGAGCCACCUCCUCUGCCUGAAAUGAGACAGCGCUCAUUCUCUGCCCUGAGUGAAGCCAAUGCAGUCACGCCCAGUGCCAAGCAGCCUAGCAGCGAGGUGCAGAAGAGAAUGACCCUGAAAUCUCUACUGUCAGCUAUGAUUAGUAUGCCCAGCCAUUACCGCUGUCUGUGUGUGUGUCAUCUGCUAGGCUGGACGGCCUUCCUGUGCAACAUGCUCUUCUUCACUGACUUCAUGGGGCAGAUUGUAUAUAAGGGGAACCCCUAUGCAGAACACAAUUCCACCUCAUAUGCGACAUAUGAGAGAGGGGUUGAAAUAGGCUGCUGGGGCCUGUGCAUCAACGCUGUAUCCUCUGCACUCUAUUCAUAUGUGCAGAGGCUUCUCCUGCCAUAUAUUGGCCUAAAGGGACUGUACUUCCUCGGCUACUUUAUGUUUGGUUUGGGAACCGGUCUGAUCGGCCUGUUUCCAAACAUUGUGGCCACGCUGACACUCUGUACUGUGUUUGGAGUUAUGUCUAGCACUCUCUACACCAUCCCAUUUAACCUCAUCUCGGAGUACCACAAGGCUGAAGAGGAGCAGAGGAAAUUGCGCAGCGAUGAACCAGCUCUGGAGGGCCGUGGCACUGGCAUGGACUGCGCAGCUCUUACCUGCAUGGUGCAGCUGGCUCAGGUCAUAGUGGGAGCUGGUCUUGGAGCCCUGGUCAAUCUAGCAGGCAGUGUGAUCGUUGUGGUCCUCUCUGCCUCAACAGUAUCCCUACUUGGCUGCCUCUUUAUUGCUCUCUUUAUGUGAUGUACAUAUUAAGCCUCAA
Molecule: messenger RNA, 1737 nt
Organism: Puntigrus tetrazona (Sumatra barb)
Lineage: Eukaryota; Metazoa; Chordata; Actinopteri; Cypriniformes; Cyprinidae
Gene: slc45a2
Product: solute carrier family 45 member 2
Exons: 7
Coding region: 54-1718 (554 amino acids)
Cellular component (GO): membrane
Molecular function (GO): sucrose:proton symporter activity
Source: RefSeq, a predicted model, not a curated record